CGGGCGGGCGGCGGGGCCCGGCGGCGCCGCGAGGCUCCUCCCCGCGCGGGCCAUGGCGGCGCGGCUGCUGCGCGGCUGCCGCUGGGCGCGGGCCGGGCCGAGCUGGGCGCCUCCGCUCGCCGCCGCCGCCGGCCUCGGGCUCUGGCCCUGCCGCGGCUCCGGCUCCGGCUCCGGCUCCGGCUCCGGCUCCGGCUCCGGCUCCGGCUCCGGCAGCGGCAGCGGGGCGGCGGGCGGCGCCGAGCUGGCCCCGCUGCUGGCCCUGGGCUUCAGCGAGGCGCAGGCGCUGCGGCUCCGGGCCGCGCCGCCGGGCCGCGACCCCCAGCGGCGGCUGCGGGCGGCGGCGCAGCUGCUGCUGCUGGGCCUCAGCGCCGAGGCGGCGCUGCGGGCGCUGGAGGGCUGCCCGGACCUGCUGCGGCUCACGGCGGGGCAGCUGGAGGCCCGCGCCGGCUACCUGCGGCGCCUGGGGCUCGGCCAAGGUCAGCUGCCGCGGGUGCUGGGCCGCUGCCCGCAGCUCUUCAGCCUGCGCAGGAAGCAGAUGGAGGCGGUGGUGCGGCUGCUGCGGGAGCGGUGCCUCUUCACGGCGGAGCAGCUGACGGAGGUGCUGCACACCUGCCCCGGCGUGCUGCUGCGGGAGCCGCACCACCUCCAGCUCCACUUCCAGUACGCGUACUUCAGGAUGGGAGUCCAGCAGAAGGCCAUGGUGAAGGCCCGCCUCUUCGGAACGCCCUUCGCUGAGCUCAGGAGCCGGCACGUCUUCUUGGAGCGCCUGGGGCUCUACCAGACCCCGCACAAAGGCCAGACCCAGAUCAGCAACCCCAAGCUGAAGGCGAUCCUUCACCUCCCAGAAGAAGACUUCCUGGCCAGCCUGGCCCGCUCCACGCCGGAGGAGUACGAGGUCUUCAAGAAACUGCUGGCUCGAGAGGAGGAGGAGGAAGAAGAGGAUGAUGAUGAUGAAGAGGAGGAAGAGGAUGAUGAUGAUGAAGAGGAGGAAGAGGAUGAGGAGGAAGACAGGGAUGCACUGUAUGCAGAGGGAGACAACAACUCGGACAGCAGAGGCACGAGGAGUUGAUGCUCCAGGUGGCCUCCCAGAGGUCUGCUGCACCGCGGUGCUCCCCAGUCACGCUGGCACUCGCGGGCGCGCUGGGCCUCCACCGAACGCGAGCCAGAGCCCCGGGGGCUGCACAGGGCUGGGGGGGCCCGGUCCCAUCCUGCUGCCCACGGGGGUCUGCGCCCAGCGCCCAGCAAUAAAUCUCAGGCCCUGUA
Messenger RNA from Dromaius novaehollandiae (emu), 1263 nucleotides. It is a transcript of the gene MTERF4, whose product is annotated as mitochondrial transcription termination factor 4. The transcript has 3 exons. The coding region runs from base 53 to 1069 and encodes 338 amino acids. The record is from RefSeq and is a predicted model, not a curated record. Gene Ontology annotation, biological process: regulation of DNA-templated transcription. Lineage: Eukaryota; Metazoa; Chordata; Aves; Casuariiformes; Dromaiidae. Gene Ontology annotation, molecular function: double-stranded DNA binding.